AUGUUUCCCAGAAGUUGCGCGAUACGGAACCUGAUCGACUCGCCGAUAUAUAUACGAUUUAUCUAUAUAACCUUACGAGUACUCUACUCCCAUUCCGGAGAUAACGAUAUCGACCUUGCCAAAGGCCAGCUAUCGCACACAACUACAAAGGACGUCGUCACCCUGAAGAUGAUCUCAGACGAACAACUCUAUCAACUUGCCAUGUUCCUUGGCUCCUGCGCCAUGCUCCUCAUCGUCCUCUACCAUUACCUCGAAGUCAACGCCAAAGACUCUUCUGCAACCUCCUCCACUUCCUCCCAGAGCUCCUCUGUACAAUCCCACGCGUCGACAAGUUCGUCGAAGAAUUCCAUUUCCACUACACCAAUUAACCGAGAUGCGGCUGGUUGAGGGUUAUUGGGUAGGAGAAAGUAGAUGGGAAACUCGGGAAACCGGAGAUGGCGAGCAUUUGUUGAUUGGGUUUCAUAAGAUCGGAUGAUAUGGUCUCCCGGGUGGUGGAAUUGCGGCUUGCUUCUAGAAAUACCUACUUCACAUGUACAAAAUGUAUUAAUUGGCAUUAUUGUCGUCAGCCUUUUUCUUUUUCUUUCUCUCGCUCUCUCGCUUCUUC
Histoplasma capsulatum G186AR is the source of this 604-nucleotide messenger RNA. RefSeq lists its product as uncharacterized. Gene Ontology annotation, cellular component: oligosaccharyltransferase complex. The transcript is spliced from 2 exons. The coding region runs from base 1 to 387 and encodes 128 amino acids. NCBI's taxonomy places the organism in Eukaryota, Fungi, Ascomycota, Eurotiomycetes, Onygenales, Ajellomycetaceae. The record is from RefSeq and is a predicted model, not a curated record.